GGACUCUGUGGUUUUUGAUGGAACCUCUACAAAUGCUCCUAAAAGACAUGGUGAUCAGGAGAGUGGUGGGGAUGAUGAUGAUGACGUUGAUGUGGAUGAUGAUCUGCCAUGCACAUCCACCACAAACCCACCUGCUCACAGCCACAAAAGAGUCAGAACUAAUUACAGACGUGAUGCCGGUGAUGAUCCUGACAUUGUGGACAAAAAUGGAAAUGACAUGACAAAACCCAAGAGGGUCAAGAAGCCUGCAGAUGACGAUGAUGAUGAUGAUGAUGGGUGUGAUGUUUAUGUUGAUGUUGAAGAAUGUGAUGAAGAUGGAGACGGAGAAGAGCAACACAUCACAUCAACAAUAUCAGCUGUCAAGCAACGUCAGAAACAUCAUGAUGAUGAUGAUGCUCCACAAGUGUCCAGAAAGAGACCCUGGACUGCUGAGGAGAGGACUGUGGUGCUUCGAAGGAUGGGAAAGUUUGUUGCUCUAAGGAAGGUACCAGGGAAGAAUGACUGUCAGAUGUGCAUCUGUAAAGAGUCUCCGGUCCUCAACAAGAGAACAUGGAAAGACGUAAAAUACUACGUCCAUAAUGAAAUUGCCAAAGUAAAGAAAAAGCUUGCCUUUUAAAGGCAUGGCAAUUGCUGUUUCUGUUCCUUUCUGUGCUAGAUUUACAUGUUCACAGACAGUGUCUUUGUUUUUUGCUGUUGCUCAUCAGAAGUGACAGUCUGUUUCUAUUGUUGUCACCCACAAUUUUGAAUUAAAUUCAGUUUUUUUCUUUUCAUAUUUGCAACUGCAACUGUUGCUAGUCAGAAGUGACGACUAAAAAAUAAAAGUACAGUGUAUACAAAUGUUUUAAAACAGUUUUAAAACUGACCUGCAGUUUAUGGAGUCCAGUCUGACGGUGGUGUCAGUUUACUCACUCUCGAGGUCCAAUCCCUUUUUAUUUUAUUUUCUUUUUAAAUGGACAUAAAGCUGCUGCACAACUAUCUUUUAUGUAAAAUAACUGAAUCUGACAGAAAAACAAAAUCAGAAGGCCAAGUGUGUGAUGGCAUU
Messenger RNA from Solea senegalensis (Senegalese sole), 1042 nucleotides. Its product is annotated as KS1 protein-like. The transcript has 6 exons. The record is from RefSeq and is a predicted model, not a curated record. NCBI's taxonomy places the organism in Eukaryota, Metazoa, Chordata, Actinopteri, Pleuronectiformes, Soleidae. The coding region runs from base 218 to 616 and encodes 132 amino acids.